Molecule: messenger RNA, 5509 nt
Organism: Carlito syrichta (Philippine tarsier)
Lineage: Eukaryota; Metazoa; Chordata; Mammalia; Primates; Tarsiidae
Gene: COBL
Product: cordon-bleu WH2 repeat protein
Exons: 14
Coding region: 22-4008 (1328 amino acids)
Biological process (GO): actin filament polymerization; actin filament network formation
Cellular component (GO): dendritic growth cone; perinuclear region of cytoplasm; terminal web
Molecular function (GO): actin monomer binding
Source: RefSeq, a predicted model, not a curated record
GUGUUGUUCUUAAGGAGGAAGAUGAAAGCCCGUGCUCCCCCGCCUCCUGGAAAGCCCACUGCUCUGAACCUCCGCAGUGAACAGAAGCCUCCCUGCGAUGCAGCCCUUGGCCCACAGGAGAACUGGGUCCACAUGAAGGAGGCGCUGAGGGACAGCACUGUGGAUGUCACCGUGGUCCUGCCCAGCGGGCUGGAGAAGAGGAGCGUGCUCAAUGGGAGCCAUGCAAUGAUGGACCUACUGGUUGAACUUUGCCUUCAGAACCACCUGAAUCCAUCCCACCAUGCCCUUGAAAUCCGGUCUUCAGAAACCCAACAGCCUUUGAGUUUUAAGCCAAAUACUUUAGUUGGGACCCUGAAUGUGCACACCGUGUUUCUGAAAGAAAAAGUUCCCGAAGAGAAGGUUAAACCUGGCCCACCUAAGGUGCCUGAGAAAUCUGUGCGUUUGGUAGUAAAUUACCUGCGGACGCAAAAAGCUGUCGUACGUGUGAGCCCAGAGGUACCUCUCCGGAAUAUUCUCCCGGUCAUUUGCACGAAGUGUGAGGUCAGCCCAGAGCACGUGGUCCUCCUCAGGGACAACAUUGCCGGGGAGGAGCUGGAGCUGUCUAAGUCCCUGAACGAGCUGGGCAUCAAGGAGCUCUACGCGUGGGACAACAGAAGGGAAACCUUUAGAAAAUCAUCCCUUGGCAAUGAUGAGACAGAUAAAGAGAAGAAAAGAUUUCUGGGAUUUUUCAAAGUUAAUAGAAGAAGCAGUAGUAAGGCCGAGCAGCUCGAGCUGUCAGGCGCAGACAGCGAUGAGGACACCCUCAAUGCAGUCCCAGGAAGGGGUCUGAACGGCUGUUUAACGACACCCAACUCGCCAUCCAUGCACUCACGUUCCAUUAUGCUGGGUCCAUCUCUCUCACUGGGCAGCAUCUCAGGCAUGUCUGUGAAGUCGGAUAUGAAGAAGCGUCGGGCCCCGCCUCCUCCAAGUUCAGGGGCAGCUGUGCAAGACAAGGCAUCGGAAAAGGUGUCUCUGGGGUCACAGGUUGAUUUGCAGAAGAAGAAGCGGCGGGCACCAGCUCCCCCUCCACCACAGCCACCACCACCAAGCCCCCUGGUCCCCAGCCGCACUGAGGACAAGGAAGAGAACAGGAAGAGCACAGUGGGUGGCGGACGGCAGGUGCCACAAAAGCCUCCCAGAGGCACUGCUCGGGGACCACCCCAGUUAGUGCUCCCCCCGCCCCCGCCCUACCCUCCUCCCGAUACAGACGCGGCGGAGCCUCUCAGCUUUCCUGGGGAAGGCGCUGGUUCCGAGGCCUCAGACCUGAGACCCAAACUGAGCCUGCCCCUGAGGCCUGGCAGUCACUGUAGCCCAGAAGGAGCCCCGCAGGCCGCAUCAGAGGCCGAGGAGACGGUGUCUGUCGGCAGCUGUUUCGCGUCAGAAGACACAACUGAGGACUCGGGCGUGAUGAGCUCCCCCUCAGAUAUCAUCUCUCUGGACUCACAACACGACAGCAUGAAAUCCAAAGAUAAGUGGGCCACAGACCAGGAAGACUGCAGUGACCAGGACCUAGCUGGAACCCCGGAACUGGGUCCUCAAAAGAGCCCCUCGUGGGAAAGGAAUGCCUCUGGGAACUUGCAUCUGAGAACUGAAAAAGUUGCCACAGCCUCCAGUGAUGAUGAAGACCUAUUCAUCACCGGACAGUUCCAUAAGACUCUUGCAGAACUUGACGAAGACCUAGAAGAGAUGGAGGAGAGCUAUGAAACAGACACCAGCUCCCUCACCAGCUCUGUCCAUGGUGUAUCCAACCACUGCACUCAAGACACUGUGAUCCCCAACAGUGACGCGGAUAAGAUCCCUGUGACAUUCAUUGGGGAAGUUUCCGAUGAUUCGGUUGACUUGGGGUUGUUUUCUAACAGAAACAACAAUGCGGGGUCUUCCGAUAUGGAGGGUGUUGCUGGCAGGAGCGCCCCCCUGACACCCUUUCAGACUGAGCACAGCCAGCACCGUGGAAGGAGGGAAGAAGGAUCUGCCACCCCACACAUUCUUCCCAGUGACCUCGGAAAGGGAUCCCCAUCAGCCUUAUCCGACACCUGUGGAAAUGGGAAUUCCAUUGAAGUGGCUCCCAAGGUGACUUCUGUAGCUUCAGAUCUUCACACAGAUGACAGAGACACAAAGGAGAGAGGUCAGGCGCAUGGCCGUGCUCAGGGUGAGAAGACACAGGCCCCAGAGAGAGUGACUUCCCAGCCAUGGAGGGAGAAGGAAGGAAGUGAUAACAAUGCUAUCUCAGCAGUGUCAUGGUGUCAACGAGGCCAAAACCCAGGGAGGAAUUACGGACUGAAGUGCGGCCUCACCACAUAUAAAAUCAUUCCUCCCAAAUCGGAGAUGAGAUGUUAUGACAGAGGUGUGUCCCUCUCCACAGGCGCCAUUAAGAUUGAUGAGCUAGGGAAUCUGGUGAGUCCUCAUGCCAAUGGCAGCAGGACCAUAGCCCUGUCAUCCUCUGUGCUUGAAGCAGAGACUCAACCCAUCGGGAAAGUCAAAGAGUUCUGGAGGUGCAACUCUAUGGGCAAACACACGGGCCAGCCCACAGAGGACUCAGCCAGCAGGGCUCCCUCCAUCUCCAUGCCCAUCAAGAUGCAGCAUUCAGAAAGCAGACUCCAAGCAGACCCCAAACCAACAUCGCCCCCACAGCAAUCUGCCCACCAGGAGGGUGGGAGUCACUCGGAAGAGAGGAGAAGCCAGCCGUCCGCAGCAGGUGCUUAUCACCUGAAGGCUCCAGCGGCCCACACCACGGAAGUCACGUUUCUCAAGCCUCAGAGGAGAACGUCCAGCCAGUAUGUGGCAUCUGCUAUUGCCAGGCGGAUAGGACCCCCGAAAGUCCACGCCGAUGUGGUGAGGUCGUGCGGUCAUGCUGAGAAGGGUGAUGGAAGCAGGGUGCCAGAGCUAACCGGAUACCCUCUUGCUGUGAAGGACAACACCACCCUCAGCCUGUACUCAGAGAUGCCAGGACGUAAGGACGUUGUACAGAGACCCUGCGUCACUCUUCCCAGCAGCCCUGGAGAAGAAUCGGCAGUGGGAGGCCACCCUAGGUGGGAGGUCAGUGGCCCCUACAGAAAGUUGUCUGCUCAGGCCUGUCCUGCUGGUGUCCACAAAAGUUCCUCUUUCCCACCAGCUCAGCCUUCCCAGAGGGCUCAUGUUUCUGCAGGGCAAGGCUGUGGUUUCAGUGGAAAGCAAAGCACAAGUCACCAGAAGGCCAGCUCAGCAUCUGACCCCAAGUGUACACUGGACAGUACAGAUGCACCCCCUCCACACUCAUCAGACACUGGGGCCUCCAGCAGGGCACUAGCAAAUGGCUCUGUGUGGGUCCCAGGCAGCCACGAGCCUCCUCGCUCUCUAGAAGCAUCUAGCACAAACAGCCACGUUCUCCUAGAAAAAGAGGAAAAGCCCAAUGUGUUCACUACAGAUGGAAGUCAAACAGAUAGUACUUGGCCACCCAGCAUUUUUGGGCCAAAGAAAAAAUUCAAACCUAUUGUCCAGAGGCCAGUCCCAAAAGACACAUCCCUACACAGUGCCCUGAUGGAAGCCAUCCACUCUGCAGGAGGAAAGGACAGGCUUCGCAAGAUUACAGAACACCCCUCAGAGGGAGGGCCAAAGAAGCCAUCCUACAUCGAGGCAGAGAGCGAGCGAUCCGCCCUGCUGGCCGCCAUCCGAGGGCACAGUGGUGCCUGCAGCCUGAGGAAGGUGUCGUCCUCUGCCUCUGAGGAGCUCCGAGGCUUCCGGGAUGCCGCGCUCUCUGCACCAGUCUUAGACAGUCCCGGGCAAGAAGACCUUGGCCUUCCACCUCCACCGGCUGUGCCACCCUCACCCCCUCCGGCCUCCAAGGCUCUCUCCACAUCAAGGACCGCUUCCAGGUUCAGUACUGGCACUCUCGGUAAUUCGGUGGACGCAAGACAAGCCUUGAUGGAUGCCAUCCGCUCCGGCAUGGGGGCCGCAAGAUUGAGAAAGAAAGAUUACCUCGUGGGACUGUGAGGAGGAUGGUGUCAGUGUAUGCACAUCUCAGCGUGCCCCAGGUGUAUGAGUCCGUGUGAUUGCACACGAGCUCAGGAGAUCUGAAGCGCUGCCCCUCGGCUUCUCAACAGACACUGAAUCACUGUGCUGCUUCCUUCACUGCAGGUGCCCUUGCUUGUGUGAAGGAACAGAGACCAGAGCAUGGCAGAAACCCACCUGCAAGAUGCCAUGAGCAUCAUCCGCGGAUUCCACGUGGCCAGGAACAUCGAGAUUUGGUGUCACCCUCUCGUUCACAGGCCAAAGCGCGUGCAGUUGACUCUCAGGGUGUUCUUGAAUAGUGGUUCGAAGGGAGGGGGAAAUGCUGACCUGCUGCGCGGCGUGUGUGCCAAGGAAAUGUGUUUUGCCUCUGAAUAUUUUAAGUUGCCAAUAAACUAUACUUGUUGGCAGGUGAAUGGGAAUCUACAUGCUGGAGCCCAACACUCGCACUUGGUAUUGAUGGGCAAAGUGAAAAGAAUCAUGUCUUAGACUGACUUUGGACCUUUGAGAUAUUUCUCAUAUGUAGAUGGCUAAAAUCAUCUACUGGUUUAAGAUCAUUGGGAUUCUGGGAAAAAAUACACAAAUCAAUGGAAAUAACCUGAAUGUUAUAAGCUUCAUCAUGCUAUGUGUUUUGGUGGUCAGAAAAAAGGGGUGGAGAAGCUUUUCAAAGGUGACUGUUGGGUAAUAAAACUACUGGAUUAUUUUUCCUCAAAUGUGAGGUUGACACCUCACAGAGGGUCUCCGACUAUGAUCUAACCUAAUAAACUUUUAAAAAUCAACCAUUCUCAGAAAAUAGUUGGGCACAGUUGGGUAGCCAGGGCAUUUCUGAGCCCUCCAGCGGUAGUGGGUGGCUGGUGAUGGCCGGUACCCCACAUGGGCGGCUCUUCCCCGGUGGGCUAUGAAGGGAAGCAGGCCUCCCCCUGGGGCCUGUGUCCAGAGCCUGUCAACCUCCCUGGGAGUCUUCUGAGAUCCUUCAGAGGGCCAAGGAACAGGGAGGUUGGGUGCCUACCUGUCACAGAGAUCGGGUCAGGGUUGUGUCUAGCACUUCACAACUCUGGUUCAGUCUUGAUGUUUUUGCCUGACGAUGCAUUGGCUUCUUUUGUAUUAUACGACUGUGUUCUUGUAGCACACGGUGCCUGGGCACCCGUAUUUAUAAUGAAGUUUAACUACAGCCGUAGUUUUUCAUAUACGUCUCUAAAAAAAUUUUGUUAUAUUGAAAAAAAAAAACUGAAAGAGGGUACUAGAAAUCAAGAGGAGUUUAUGAAGUAAAUGUUCUUAGUGAAAAAAAAAUAUGGUAAGAUCAUGUCAAUGUUUCACAGCUACUUCGGAUCCAGGCAUCACGUAGAAUGGAAACUUGGUGCUGUGUUUUCCGAUUAACGUUCCCAGACUCCCUUGGGGGAGCAAGAGCUACCAGCCAAUUGCUCUUCAUCACAGGUGUCUACUCUCAUGUCUUUUAGUGCCACAAAUAAAAGGAAAACGGACCAUA